AUGGCGGGAGGCACAGUAAAAUACCGCCACCUAAGCCGCAACUCAGCGCACCGCCAGGCCCUGCUGCGCAACCUGGUGACGGCCCUCGUGCAGCACGAGUCGGUCCACACCACCUGGCCCAAGGCGAAGGAGACCCAGCGCAUGGCCGAGAAGCUGAUCACCCUGGCGAAGCGGAACAACGAGACCAGCCGGCGGAAGGCCCAGGGUAUUCUCUUCACCCCCCAAGCCCUCCUCCCAAAACUCUUCGGCGAGCUGCGCGAGCGCUACGCCGACCGCCCCGGCGGCUACACGCGCGUGCUGCGCACGGAACCCAAGUCGCAGUACGACCAGGGCGCGUCGGCCAUCCUCCAGCUGGUCGACGGGCCCAAAGACCUGCGCUUCGCCAUGACGGCCGCCGCCGUGGCGCGCGACCGCCAGCUAAAACGGCCGUCGAACGAGCUGACGCUGAUGAACCGGGCGAAAGUUAUUCGCUACCGCGAGGACGGCGCGCGAGGGUUCGAUGAUAUGGUUGCGCGGUUGGGGGCGUUGAACCUUGCUGGUGGUGGGAAGGAUAAGAGGGCUAGUAGGGAGGAGAGGGAUGAUGGGACGGAUAUCGAUGUGAGCAGACUGGCGAAGUCGAGGACUGGUGCUGCGAAGGGGAUGAAUGCGAGCAUAUCAUAG
Messenger RNA from Anthostomella pinea, 660 nucleotides. The record is from the annotation of a GenBank genome assembly. NCBI's taxonomy places the organism in Eukaryota, Fungi, Ascomycota, Sordariomycetes, Xylariales, Xylariaceae.